Cyprinodon variegatus (sheepshead minnow) is the source of this 3994-nucleotide messenger RNA. It is a transcript of the gene gria1b, whose product is annotated as glutamate receptor 1-like. The transcript is spliced from 17 exons. The coding region runs from base 46 to 2628 and encodes 860 amino acids. Gene Ontology annotation, biological process: modulation of chemical synaptic transmission; synaptic transmission, glutamatergic. The record is from RefSeq and is a predicted model, not a curated record. Gene Ontology annotation, molecular function: AMPA glutamate receptor activity; transmitter-gated monoatomic ion channel activity involved in regulation of postsynaptic membrane potential. Lineage: Eukaryota; Metazoa; Chordata; Actinopteri; Cyprinodontiformes; Cyprinodontidae. Gene Ontology annotation, cellular component: plasma membrane; AMPA glutamate receptor complex; postsynaptic membrane.
CUCACAGCUGACGCGGCGGCAGAGCGCUGCGCUUCAACUAUAUUGAUGUUUGAUAAGAGGGAAACAAAAGAAAGAGUCAGAGCGCACCGCGUCUGUGGCCCGGCUGAGGUGUAUCCCUGCCGGCCACGGCGUGAAUUGGAUUACAUAGACUACACUGGGUCUCCUUUCGGUGCUGCAACUGCUGCUGGAAGAAACAUGUGCCUGCAGAGUUUUCCGGUCUCCCCACUGCUGCUGCUGCUGCUGCUGCUGACUGGGUUCUGCGGCGGCACAAGUUUUCCAAGUAACAUCAAUAUCGGAGGCCUUUUCCCCACUGGUUCCCAUGAGUAUGAGGUUUUUCGCUUCGCCCUGGCACAACAUCAGGACGUUCCCAAACUGGUUCCGCAGGUGGACAUGGUGGACACUGGGAGCAGUUUUGCAAUGACUUAUGCUUUCUGCUCCCAGUUCUCUAAGGGUGUGUACGCCAUUAUGGGCCUGUAUGAUCGGAGGACGGUCAACAUGCUUAUGUCUUUCUGCGGUUCUCUACACGUUUGCUUCGUGACGCCAUCCUUUCCUGUUCAGACCAACAAUCAGUUUGUCCUGCAGCUGCGGCCCCAGCUGCAGGAGCCCCUCAUGGCCCUGUUGGAUCACUUCUACUGGACCAGGUUUGUCUACAUGUACAGCUCCGACUCAGGUCUAAUGGUACUACAAAGGAUACUUGACACUGCAGCAGAGCGCAGUUGGCAGGUCACCUCGGUUAACUUGGACACAAUGACAGAGGGGACCUUCAUCAAGAUGCUGGCAGACAUUGACUACAAGAAGGACUUUCAGAUCAUUAUUAACUGUGAACUGGAGCGCUUGAACUACAUACUAAACCUGAUUGCAGCUCAGAAGAGAAAUUUAAAGAACUACCAUUUCAUCCUGGCAAACCUGGGCUUCCUUGAUCUGAAUGUCACUGAGUUUCAGAAGCUGGCACCAAAUGCAACAGGUUUCCAGCUGGUAAACCGGACACACCCAGCUGUAGAGAAAAUCAACCAGGACUGGAUGGGUUUUGACAGCAAAGACCUUAAACUAACACGGAAAAGGCUCAAGUACACAGGAGCUCUGACCUAUGAUGGCGUCAAUGUUAUGGUGAAGGCUUUCCAGAACCUGCGACAGCAGCGCAUUGACAUUUCUCGCCGUGGUAAUGCAGGGGAGUGUUUAGCCAACCCCCCAGCUCCAUGGGGACAAGGCAUUGACAUCCAGAGAGCUCUGCAGCAGGUUCGUCUAGAAGGACUGACGGGGCAUGUCCAGUUUAAUGAGCGAGGACAUCGUACCAACUACACCCUGACUGUGAUGGAGCUCAGCCACAAGGGGCCACGAAAGAUUGGCCACUGGAAUGAGAAAAGGGGCUACGUAAACACAGCUGUCUACAGGCCGUUGACGGAAGAACUGUUGAAUGCUGGUCUGCUAAACAAAACCUACAUUAUUACCACCAUAUUGGAAGCUCCCUACAUGAUGCUGAAGAAGAACCACGAGCAGCUUAAGGGAAAUGAAAAGUAUGAAGGUUACUGUGCUGAACUAGCAGCCGAGAUCGCCAAACAUGUUGGCUUCACCUACAGCCUCGAGUUGGUGACGGAUGGAAAGUAUGGCGCCAGAGAUGCGGAAUCAAAGUUAUGGAAUGGCAUGGUGGGAGAACUGGUCUAUGGGAAGGCAGACAUGGCUGUCGCCCCGCUGACCAUCACUCUUGUUCGAGAGCAGGUGAUUGACUUCACCAAACCCUUCAUGUCUCUGGGAAUCUCCAUUAUGAUCAAGAAACCAACCAAGUCCAAACCAGGCGUCUUUUCCUUUCUUGACCCGCUGGCCUACGAGAUCUGGAUGUGUAUAGUUUUCGCAUAUAUCGGAGUCAGCGUGGUGCUCUUUCUGGUGAGCCGUUUUAGUCCCUAUGAGUGGCAGAGUGACGAGUCUGAUGAAGAAGAUGAAACUGUCCCAUCUUCAGGGUCUCGACGAGCUCCACCCACUUCAUCCUCUGAAGACCCUCAAUCUCUAGGUUACUCUCAAGGUCAAAAUCCGAACCAGAACCAACAAAAAGAAAAAGAAACCCCUGAACACACCAAUGAUUUUGGGAUCUUUAAUUCUCUCUGGUUCUCACUUGGGGCCUUCAUGCAGCAAGGCUGUGACAUCUCUCCCAGGUCUCUGUCCGGCCGAAUUGUCGGAGGGGUGUGGUGGUUUUUCACCCUCAUCAUCAUCUCAUCCUAUACAGCCAACCUGGCAGCUUUCCUUACUGUGGAGAGGAUGGUGUCCCCUAUAGAGAGUGCAGAAGACCUGGCAAAGCAGACUGAGAUCGCCUAUGGUACCCUUGAUGGAGGUUCUACCAAAGAGUUCUUUAGGAGGUCUAAGAUCGCUGUGUUUGAGAAGAUGUGGUCAUACAUGCGCAGUGCAGACCCAUCAGUGUUUGUGAAGAAUACCAACGAGGGUGUAAUACGCGUCAGAAAGUCAAAGGGGAAGUAUGCCUACCUACUAGAGUCCUCCAUGAAUGAAUACAUUGAGCAGAGGAAGCCCUGCGACACCAUGAAAGUAGGAGGAAACCUCGAUUCUAAGGGUUAUGGUGUGGCCACUCCCAAAGGAUCGCCUCUCAGGACAAGACGAGUGCUCUCAGUCUCAGUAAUGUAGCCGGAGUAUUCUACAUUCUGAUUGGUGGACUCGGGCUGGCCAUGCUGGUGGCUCUGGUUGAGUUCUGCUACAAGUCUCGGAUUGAGUCCAGGAGGAUGAAGGAGCUCAUUGAUGCAGCCAUGAUGAGUACCAGCCUCGGGGGGAUGGCAAGUGGAGUCGGGGGUGUCACGGCUGGAGGUUUCAGUGGAGGAGCAUCCGGAUGUGGGGGUGAAAACGGGAGAGUGGUUGCGCAUGAUUUCCCAAAAGCUGGAGCGCAGGGUUUACCCUGCAUGAGCAAGGCAGCAGGGCGUGGACUGUCUUCCACGGGCAUGUGACACAAACCCAGCCAGCUGACUGGACACUAUGCUAAUGUGUUUUGGCUAGUAGGGUAAGGGGAGGACAGUGAGGGAUAAGUAGAUUAAGAGAAGAUAAGGAAGAGUGGGAAGAUGUAGGAUAAACAUUCAAGUCAUUUUAAAUAAUGAAAAAAAAAUAAGUGAAGACCAAGCAAUUGAAAGAUAGGAUAAAAACGUGGAGAAAGUUUAAAACUGAUCGAAGGAUGCUGAUGUUCACACUAUUUGCCCCAAAGGCAGCUGAACUACAAUGAACUCAGAGCACCUGGACACUCCACCUGAGCUGGAUCAUGCUCUUGUACGCAUUUGGGGUCAACAGCAACAUUAACUGGAACUCGUUUUUUAUGAGCACUAUCUUAUACUGAACUUCUUCUCUUCUGCAAUAAUGGGACCUGAGAGGGAAGGAUUUUUUAAGCUUCAUAAGGGGUAAACUGAUGCACUUUCCCUUUUGAUUCUCUCUUUUUCCUUUGAUUCAGAUUCAAACACAGAGUUGUCUCACGUUCACACUUAACACCACUCUUCCGAGGUGGAAAUGUUAGAGCAUGUGAACAUUGCAAAUGUUUUAUUACUCUAAAACACAGGCUUAUACUGUAAUGUAAAACCUGAAAAAAAAAUGUUGAACUGAAAUGAUGGCUAUCUUUGUGAUAUAUUUGCAGAUAAGCUGUAACAAACUUGUUUAACAUUAAAAUCUUUCCGUUUACUUGGAUGAAGGUAAGCCAGCUACAAACUUUUCUAAUGCCUAAUUGUAUGUUUAAAGAUCAUAACAUGACAGUCAUAGAGAAAAUGUAAGUUUUCUGUUAGACAUUUUACAUAACAGAAACUCAGAAGUGAGUAAUCUGGUCUUCAUCAAGUCAUACAAUCAGAAAACAAGAAGAUCAUCUUCAAAAAUAUAGCAAUGACUUUAAAUUGGUUUUAAUAAUAAAUAAAUAAAAAUACAGAAGUAGUUAAUAUGAGUGUUCUAAGCAUAUUAAGCAGCCUUCACCUAGUUUUAUUCUGUUUUACGUUAUCAGUUUCUCACACCCUCUUAGAGGAGUUUU